Messenger RNA from Salvia miltiorrhiza (redroot sage), 1372 nucleotides. Its product is annotated as F-box/kelch-repeat protein At3g06240-like. Bases 74 to 1216 code for a protein of 380 amino acids. The record is from RefSeq and is a predicted model, not a curated record. Gene Ontology annotation, molecular function: protein binding. The transcript has a single exon. NCBI's taxonomy places the organism in Eukaryota, Viridiplantae, Streptophyta, Magnoliopsida, Lamiales, Lamiaceae.
UACAAAAACCUAACACCCUCGCCACUUCAAAUACAAAAACCUAAAACCCUAAAAAAUAUAUCGAAGCUUGGGUAUGGAGAUCGGAAAAAGUAGACGAAAAUCUCUCCAUCUUCCCGAAGAAACCAUUGAAGAAAUACUAUCCAGACUUGCGGUGAAUUCAGUUUUGAAGUUCAGGUGCGUUUCGAAAUCAUGGGGCUCUUUAAUUGAUAGCGAACGUUUCAUCAAAACCCAUCAUCAAAAUUCAAUUAAAAACCCAUCUUUCCCCCAACAAAGGCUCAUUUUAAAGAACUAUUUUUUUGAACAUUUUGAUGAUUGGCCUCCGCAAUGUUGUUCUCUGCUGUCGGUUAUGAGUGAGCCAGCAAAUACUAUCUCUUUAUCUCCUUUAGCUGUUCCAACGAAUACUACAUUGAUGCGAUUUUUAAUAUUGGGGUGCUAUAACGGGCUUCUCUGCAUUCUCGAGCAACCAAGUGGAAUUUACUCGUGGAACCCAUCCACUGGAUUCUCCAGGAAUCUGCCAGAGCAACCAUGUAGAAUUCACCUGUGGAAUCCAUCCACUGGAAUCUCCAAGAAAUUGCCAGAAAUUUCUAAUGUCUGCUAUGUUCAUAAUUUUGGAUUCGGUUGGGUUGAAUCGAGUGGUGAGUACAAGGUGUUUGUGAGUGUGGCUAAUCUUGAUAAUUACGAGAGGAAGUGGGUUGGUAAAGUUUAUAGUUCAAAGACAAAAUCAUGGAAAACAAUAGAGCGCUGCGAGGAAUAUGCAUAUACAUAUCCUUGCAAAGAAGGGAUGUUUGCAGGUGGGAAGCUCUACUGGACGAAUAAUAAUGGAUAUAAAGAAGAUAUUAUUUUCUUGGACUUGAAGAGUGAGGUGUUUGGAAGGAUUAAGCUUCCCUUUGAUCACGAGUUUUGCGUGGAAGAGCCCUGGUUUGUGGGUGUGCUUGGUGGUUGCCUUUGCGCGCUAGAUUAUGUUGGAACAGACGUCGUUCAAGUUUGGGUUAUGAAGAAGUCUUGGGAGAAAGUGGUGACUCUUUCUCAUCUUCUUGAGCUUCUUCAACCACCACCAUUGGUGGUGGGUCUAAAGGGAGAGAUUUUGGUAAAUUGUGGAUUCAUUUUGUUGGUUUUUGAUCGUCAGGAUAAUGUGUUCCGUUGUCCCGAGGUUUGUCGUCGUUACAGUUCAACUCUUGUCUAUGUUGAAAGUUUAGUCUCGCCAGAAGAUUUAUGAAAGAUGAAAAUAAAGUCUUAGAACAUGAUGAUGAGUGGUUUCGUAGCUUUUUUUGAUGAUGUGUAUUGUUUCUUAAGAAUUGAAGCUCUUUUCUUUCUCUCUCUAUAUAUAGUCUAUAGAACUUGUGUUCACAUCAUGAACUGAAUAAUUCAAUGU